Molecule: messenger RNA, 1506 nt
Organism: Euleptes europaea (tarantolino)
Lineage: Eukaryota; Metazoa; Chordata; Lepidosauria; Squamata; Sphaerodactylidae
Product: zinc finger protein 420-like
Exons: 4
Coding region: 1-1506 (501 amino acids)
Biological process (GO): regulation of transcription by RNA polymerase II
Molecular function (GO): DNA-binding transcription factor activity; RNA polymerase II cis-regulatory region sequence-specific DNA binding
Source: RefSeq, a predicted model, not a curated record
AUGUCCUUUGAGGAGGUGGCUGUGUAUUUCACCCAGGGGGAGUGGCCCCUGCUGCGCCCAGACCAAAGAGUUCUGUACAAGGAAGUCAUGCUGGAGAGUUUUGGGAACAUGGCCUCACUGGGUGGUGUUUGGGAGUCAACAAAAGAAACAUCUGAGCUUCCAGUCACGGAGAAGAAAGAUGUAUAUUCAGAUGUGAAAGAGAAAGAUGAAUAUUGUGAUGCAAUUCACAAAGGGGAGAAACGGUAUAAAUGCCUGGAGUGUGGAAAAUUUUUCCAUAGGCAUUCACAGCUUACAUCCCAUCAAAGAAUCCACACAGGGGAGAAACCAUAUAAAUGCCUGGAAUGUGGGAAAAGCUUUGGUUGGAGUGGAAACCUUACUGUCCAUCAAAGAAUUCACACAGGUGAUAAACCAUAUAAAUGCCUGGAGUGUGGGAAAAGUUUCAGCAGCAGCAGAAGCCUUGCUGUCCAUGAAAGAAUUCACACAGGGGAGAAACCAUAUAAAUGCCUGGAGUGUGGGAAAGGCUUCAGAGGGAGUGGAGACCUUACUGUCCAUGAAAGAAUUCACACAGGGGAGAAACCAUAUAAAUGCCUGGAGUGUGGGAAAAACUUCAGGCGGAGUGACAGUCUUACUUCCCAUCACAGAAUUCACACAGGGGAGAAACCAUAUAAAUGCCUGGAGUGUGGGAAAAGCUUCAGUGGGAGUGGAGUCCUUACUGUCCAUCAAAGAAUUCACACAGGGGAGAAACCAUAUAAAUGCCUGGAGUGUGGGAAAAGCUUCAGUGCGAGUAGAUGCCUUACUGUCCAUCAAAGAAUUCACACAGGGGAGAAACCAUAUAAAUGCCUGGAGUGUGGGAAGAGCUUCAGUCAGGGUGGAGGCCUUACUGUCCAUCAAAGAAUUCACACAGGGGAGAAACCAUAUAAAUGCCUGGAGUGUGGGAAAAGCUUCAGUAAGACUGUUCAUCUUACCGUUCAUCAAAGAAGUCACACAGGGGAGAAACCCUGUAAAUGCCUGGAGUGUGGGAAAAGCUUCAGUAGGACUGUUCAUCUUACUGUUCAUCAUAGAAUUCACACAGGGGAGAAACCAUAUAAAUGCCUGGAGUGUGGGAAAAGAUUCAGUCGGAGUGGAGGCCUUACUGUCCAUCAAAGAAUUCACACAGGGGAGAAACCAUAUAAAUGCCUGGAGUGUGGGAAAAGAUUCAGUCGGAGUGGAGGCCUUACUGUCCAUCAAAGAAUUCACAAGGAGGACAAACCAUAUAAAUGCAUCGAGUGUGGGAAAAGAUUCAGCAACAGUGGAGGCCUUACUGUCCAUCAAAGAAUUCACACAGGGGAGAAACCAUAUAAAUGCCUGGAGUGUGGGAAAAGAUUCAGUCAGAGUGGAGGCCUUACUGUCCAUCAAAGAAUUCACAAGGAGGACAAACCAUAUAAAUGCCUGGAAUGUGGAAAAGGUUUCAAUCAGCAUACAUAUUUUAUUAACCAUCAAAGAAUUCACAAAGGGGAGAAACAAUAG